AGGAUCCCUCGAUGACUCUUGACAUCCCUCUGGGAGUGAUCAGUCGAGUUGAAAAGAUAGGUGGCCAGUCAAGCAGGGGUGAAAAUUCCUAUGGACUGGAAAUCACUUGUAAAGAUAUGCGCAACCUGAGGUUUGCACUUAAACAGGAAGGUCGCAGCAGAAAAUCCAUGUUUGAAAGUCUUACAAAACAUGCAUUUCCUAUUUCAAGUGGUUUGCAAUUUUUUGCAUUUGAAAAUAAAGAAACUUAUCCUGAAGAUGGCUGGAAAGUUUAUGUUCCAAUUGAAGAAUUUAAGAGGCAGGGUUUACCAGAUGAAAAACGAAAAUGGAGAAUCACAAACAUAAAUCAAAACUAUGAGCUUUGUGACACUUAUCCACCAAUCUUAGCGGUUCCAGCCAGUGCCAGUGAUGAUGAUCUGCGAAAAGUUGCAGCCUUUAGGUCUAAGGGACGAUUACCGGUGUUAUCUUGGAUACAUCCUGACAAUCAGGCUGUGAUUGUGCGUUGUAGUCAGCCUCUGGUUGGCAUGAGUGGGAAACGCAGCAAGGAUGAUGAAAAGUAUCUUGACAUUAUUAGAGAGUCCAAUGGGCAGACCCAGAAGUUAACCAUCUUUGAUGCAAGACCAAGCGUCAAUGCAGUAGCCAAUAAGGCCACAGGAGGGGGCUAUGAAGGUGAUGAUGCCUAUCAGAGAGCAGAGGUCAUCUUUCUCGACAUUCACAAUAUUCACGUGAUGAGGGAAUCUCUGAGGAAAUUAAAGGACAUUGUGUACCCAAGUGUCGAAGAAUCCCACUGGCUGUCGAGCCUUGAGUCAACGCACUGGUUAGAACAUAUUAAGUUUGUCUUGGCAGGGGCAAUUCGAGUAGCAGAUAAAGUUUCAUCUGGGAAAAGUUCAGCAUUGAUACACUGCAGUGAUGGCUGGGACCGUACCGCACAGCUUACUUCUUUGGCACUACUCAUGCUUGAUAGCUAUUAUCGAACAACAAAAGGUUUUGAAGUACUUAUUGAAAAGGAGUGGAUAAGUUUUGGGCACAAAUUUGCAACGAGAAUAGGACACGGUGACAAGAACCAUGCAGAUGCAGAUCGCUCUCCUAUAUUUCUGCAGUUCAUUGACUGUGUUUGGCAAAUGACAAAGCAAUUUCCUACAGCAUUUCAGUUUAACGAGCUUUUCCUGAUUACCAUUCUGGAUCAUCUGUACAGCUGCCGAUUUGGAACCUUCCUUUAUACCUGUGAGCAACAGCGAUCGAAAGAGGAGUUGCGAAAAAGGACCGUAUCCUUAUGGUCAUAUAUGAACAGUGAAAUGGACAAGUACAUCAAUCCCUUUUAUACAAAAGACCAACAUCGUGUUCUCUAUCCAGUAGCCAGCAUGCGGCACCUAGAUCUCUGGGUGAACUAUUACAUCCGAUGGAAUCCUUGGUUCAGGCAGCAGCAGGACCCAGUUCAACAGCGAUACAAAGAGUUGUUGGUUGUACGAGAGCAGUUGCUGAAGAAGCUAGAGGAGCUGCAGAUUUCAGACACUGCAACAGGAAUGCUUCCCCAUGUCUCUAAUUCAUCACCUUCAUCUUCUCCAGUGCCAGUAUCUCCACACUCUCAGACAAUGCUUUGAGAUGUGUGUGUGGACAAUUCCGAAUACUUACAGUACUGAUUACUUAGAGACUCUUUAAAAAAACCUCAUUUAAGCUAUAUUGCAGCAUGUUAAAAGAAUGCUGGCUAGGGUCGUUGAUUUAUUUGCAUGUUAAUACUAUAAUUUCUCUUUCUACAAAAAGUGAAUUAAAGAUAUUUUGAUAAAUGGC
This is a messenger RNA of Rhincodon typus (whale shark), 1785 nucleotides long. It is a transcript of the gene mtm1, whose product is annotated as myotubularin 1. The record is from RefSeq and is a predicted model, not a curated record. Gene Ontology annotation, molecular function: phosphatidylinositol-3,5-bisphosphate 3-phosphatase activity. Gene Ontology annotation, cellular component: plasma membrane. NCBI's taxonomy places the organism in Eukaryota, Metazoa, Chordata, Chondrichthyes, Orectolobiformes, Rhincodontidae. The transcript has 11 exons. Gene Ontology annotation, biological process: negative regulation of autophagosome assembly; dephosphorylation; muscle cell cellular homeostasis. The coding region runs from base 12 to 1598 and encodes 528 amino acids.